AUGCCUCGUUCGGCUAACCCUCGCACCAAAUACCGCCACGCUGCGACUGUGCUUUCUCUAGGUACAGGACUGCUGCCGCCCUUUGCGUACUAUAAGAAGGUGGUCUCACCGGAGGGCAAUCUCGAGAUUAAGGACUUCGAGCUGGUGUCCCCCAACAUGGUUACUGAGGACAUGCAGCAGGAACUCGACUCUGAACCGGAAAUGAUGGACCAGGACUUGGCCGGAGUUCUCCCUUUGAACGCCUCCGAGAGCGAACCACACCACGGCCACAUUAUGACCCCGUCCAAGUACUAUGCGAAGUACGAGUCCUCGCCUGCUCUGCCGCUAAUAUUCGACGUGUUGCAACAACUGAUGCAGCCCGACGCAACGUUGCAGACAGCCUUAAAGAUGCACAACAGCCACAUGAAAUCACCUUUGUCUCAAUUCCUCAACGGCGCCGUGGAGCUGUCGCUGCAGACCAAUCGCGAAGCUAUCGACCAAGAGGAGGAUCUUUUGGAGCUCGAGAGUGAUGACCAACUGGACAAACCCCAGACGGGCAAAGCCAACAAAAUGGAUAAGAAAAGCAAGAAGGACAACAAGAGCAAGCGUCUGGAUGCCUCCAAGAAGGACGACCUCAAGACCAAGGAAUCUGCUGAAGUCGCACCCACCCGCAAGGGGGACGAAAUCGUUCUCACCUGCCCCGUCCACCACGAUCAUCAUGCCAAUCGCAACGGCGAGAUAGUCGACGACGACGUGGUCAUUGUCGACCAGUGUCAUGUUGCAUAG
Molecule: messenger RNA, 765 nt
Organism: Drosophila miranda
Lineage: Eukaryota; Metazoa; Arthropoda; Insecta; Diptera; Drosophilidae
Exons: 1
Coding region: 1-765 (254 amino acids)
Source: RefSeq, a predicted model, not a curated record